Carcharodon carcharias (great white shark) is the source of this 929-nucleotide messenger RNA. Its product is annotated as hepatic lectin-like. The transcript is spliced from 4 exons. NCBI's taxonomy places the organism in Eukaryota, Metazoa, Chordata, Chondrichthyes, Lamniformes, Lamnidae. Bases 1 to 432 code for a protein of 143 amino acids. The record is from RefSeq and is a predicted model, not a curated record.
AUGGAGGAGUCUCUCUGUCCGAGCGGUUGGGAAGUUCAUAAUCAACAUUGUUAUAGAUUCUCAACGGAUACAGUAAACUGGAACUCGGCAAAACAACAAUGUGAAUCCCAAACUUCACACCUCAUCAUCAUAAAUACAGAACAGGAACAGAAUUUCAUAAAGAAAUCUCUCGAGAACAAUCCUGGGCAUUACUGGAUCGGACUAACAGAUGGAGAGAGUGAAGGAAACUGGAAAUGGGUGGAUGGGACCCCAAUGAGUUUUACUCAAUGGUAUGAGGGUGAACCGAAUAAUUGGAAUGAUAAUGAAAACUGCACCAUUAUCAGAGCCAGCGGAUGGAAUGAUUACAGUUGUUCUGAUCGCUUCCGUUUCAUCUGUGAGAAAAGGGCACUGCCCUGCGUCGAGGCAGCUGAUAUUGAGAAAUAUUGUUCCUGAAGAGAGACUGGGACACAGAACGAGAGUGUCAGGAUUGUCCAAAGAUCCCCAGCCCCUCCUCCCUUCCCCACAAUCGCCAACUGCCCGAGGCCAUGUCUGAAAGCUGAAAGUUCGCUUGUUCCCCUUUUCUCCCAGGUGGAGCCUCCUGCAGCGCCACUACUGGUGGGAGGCAGGAAUGACAGCGUGACGGUUGACAUUGCAAAACCCCAUUCUAAAUCCAGGCAGGAAUCCGGCGACAUGUAACAGGACAGAAGUCCUGCAUUUCUCUAGCAACUUUAACUAAUUCAGAUGAUCCCCAACCUGCUUUUGCAGCCAAUGAAGCAACUCCUUACAGUGUUUUCAUAGUUGUCAUGUCAGAAACAAGGCUUUCAAUUUGCGUGCAGUAAGCUCUCACUGGACUCAGGAUUAAACUCGGUCACGUCGGAAAUACCCUUUGGACUUUUUCUUCUCGGAUUCUGUAAAUCAUGUGAACUCAUUUCAAUCUCCACGGUUCUUGU